Molecule: messenger RNA, 1083 nt
Organism: Saimiri boliviensis boliviensis (Bolivian squirrel monkey)
Lineage: Eukaryota; Metazoa; Chordata; Mammalia; Primates; Cebidae
Gene: ETFRF1
Product: electron transfer flavoprotein regulatory factor 1
Biological process (GO): respiratory electron transport chain
Cellular component (GO): mitochondrion
Source: RefSeq, a predicted model, not a curated record
CCCACCUCCCCCAACCCCGCCCCGCUUCGCCGUCGACGGACUGAGGGUCGAAGUGCUGGAAGCUCUUACUGUUCCGGCGUGCAGGAAAGUAUGUUAUGCAUAAAAGUGGAUAAUGUACAGGAUAAAUGAAAAUGGCCAAUUCUUUAAGAGGAGAAGUAUUAAAUCUUUAUAAAAAUCUGCUGUAUCUUGGACGAGACUAUCCAAAAGGAGCAGACUAUUUUAAAAGGCGUUUGAAGAAUGUUUUCCUUAAAAACAAAGAUGUGAAGAAUCCAGAGAAGAUCAAAGAACUUAUUGCACAGGGUGAAUUUGUAAUGAAAGAGCUAGAAGCCUUAUACUUCCUUAGGAAAUACAGAGCUAUGAAGCAACGCUAUUAUUCAGAUACCAACAAAACUACUUGAUCAUUACAACUUUAAUUUAGCUGACAAUCAGUGCCAGCUGUUUAUAUAUACCAGCUAUUGUAAAAUAAUUCUAACGUAAAAUGGGAAGAUACACGUUGUGUAAAAAAUCCAUGAGCUGCCCUACUGAACUAAGUAGGUUUCAGCUUCUGUUCAAACUGAGAGAUUUAUCACCAACUUUUAUGCUCAAUUUUGAUACGAAGAUAGCAAUUUAGCUAUACUACCACUUAUAAUGAGCACCCAAUUUUGAAUGAAAAUAUACACUUAAUUCUGUAACUUAAUAGGACUUAGCCAAUUAUUUUUAGCUUAUUUCUCCAUUUUGCUGAUCAGAAUGCCAUUUACUGAACAUUGAAUAAGCAAAAUAAUUUCUUACACACUUAUUUCUCUUAAUUUUUGAAAGGAAUCCCUUAUUUUUUCACUCAAUUUGGUAUAUUAACUGCACAUAUUCAGGGCUCACUACAAAACAAACAGUUCCUGGUAAUGAUUUAAACGUAGUUAUAGAAGUAAUAAUAUGUAUGGAGUCAUUACUUCUGCAUUGAAAUAGUCUGCUAGUGACAGGCAUUACAUACAUAACUAUUCAAUUAUUUUCAUUAUUAAUGUUACUGCUGCUACCUUUGGGCCUAAAACCAAAUUACCUGUUGUGUAUCAAUUACCUUCUUUGAUAAAGGAAAUAAAUAAUGUUAUUCUA